AUGACCAGGAGCCUGUCGCGGACCAGCAGCGCCGCGGCGUCGCCCGAGGCCCUGAAGAGGGCGUCGUCGUCCUCCAGCGGUGGGUCGCCGGCGGCGUCGGCGGCAGGGGACGACAACAUCGACCAGCGCGCGGAGCUGUUCAUCGCUAACUUCUACAGGCAGAUGCGGAUGGGCGGCAGCUACCCGAGGGUUCGGUUCGGCUCGACCUAG
Molecule: messenger RNA, 210 nt
Organism: Miscanthus lutarioriparius
Lineage: Eukaryota; Viridiplantae; Streptophyta; Magnoliopsida; Poales; Poaceae
Source: the annotation of a GenBank genome assembly